Messenger RNA from Cololabis saira (Pacific saury), 1467 nucleotides. RefSeq names its product zymogen granule membrane protein 16-like. The coding region runs from base 128 to 619 and encodes 163 amino acids. NCBI's taxonomy places the organism in Eukaryota, Metazoa, Chordata, Actinopteri, Beloniformes, Belonidae. The transcript is spliced from 5 exons. The record is from RefSeq and is a predicted model, not a curated record.
GGCAGCUGCAACGAGAGAGCAGACAGAGGAUGAACUGGAUGCAGAUGCUGACAUCUUAGAAAUCCUGAGAGACUUCUAAACUUAAACUGUGUGUUGUCAUCUUAGUGGGAAUCUUUGAUCAGACAGGAUGCUUUACAUCGCCGUCCUCUCUCUGCUUGCAGCUUGUGUCUUGGCUGUCGAAGAGCGUCCGUACUCCUUCUCUCCAGCGGUCGGAUCAGGAAGUGGCAGCACUUACAGCCUCUCAGGAGACGGAAGAAUCACAGCAGUUAGAAUCUGGGAGAGAUAUAGCAACUACAUCUAUGGCAUCCAGUUCCGCUAUGGAAUGGUUUGGUCUUCCGUUGCUGGCAUCGUAUCCGGAGAGCCCAAAGAGAUUGAGUUGUUAGAUGAUGAAAAAAUCAUCCAGAUCUCUGGGAAGUAUGCUCACUACAUUCAGUCGCUGGUGCUCGUCACUAGCAGGGGUCGCUCUCUGCAGGCGGGUCAGCCUUCAGGACACUCCUUCAACAUGUAUCCGGGCCGGCAGGAAGCAGAGCUGGUCUUCAUCAGCGGCCGUUACCACGGAGGCCUCACGGCGCUCGGAGCCCACUGGGCCAUCGUCCCCAGUGACGAUGCUGAGCACUGAAGAGGGCCAAAGUUGACAAGUUGUUCUUUGUUAUUCUCUUCAUUUUUCAAGAGAAAAAGACAUUUGAUUGUCUUUGUAAUUAAAUCUUUUAUUCUUCUAGAUCAAUAUUAGAUAUUAUAUUGAGUUCCAGUUGUUCUUAGUCAGAAGUUUGAGCUGGAACUGAUGCCUAACAGUGUUUGCUUCUUUUAAGUGAACAUGUUUCUACCUUGCUUCUGUGCAGCAAAUACUGACUCCAGUGUUGAUAUGAGUUAUUAUUGCUAACAGUGGUCAACAAUGGUAAUGUGUAGUCAUGACGAUUCAUGGUGCACAAACAUUUACAGGACUGUCUCAGAAAAUUUGAAUAUGUGAUAAAGUCCUUUAUUUUCUGUAAUGCAAAAAUGUCAUACAUUCUGGAUUCAUUACAAAUCAACUGAAAUAUUGCAAGCCUUUUAUUAUUUUAAUAUUACUGAUCAUGGCUUACAGCUUAAGAAAACUCAAAUAUCCUAUCUCAAAAAAUUAGAAUAUUCUGGAAAUCUCAAUUUUAAACUGUAAACCAUAAUCAGCAAUAUUAAAAUAAAGAACUUUAUCACAAUAUUCUAAUUUUCUGAGACAGUCCUGUAUGUAUUUUCCAGCUUUGAGGCCCCUCAUGUGUGAUGCUUUUCUGAAUUCCUGGAUAGAUGGCGAGCAGUGUGUGUUUAGAUAACUUUCUAAUGAGAACUUUUAAAUAAUUGUUUUUUUCUUUCCCCAAAUUAAAUUAUAUAUAUGUAUAGUAUGAUCAUGUGUUAUGGAGAGGAGAAUAUCUAAUGAAAAUGUUUCAUGCAAAAAAUGCCAAACAAAAAAAAACAAAAAAAUAAAAAAAUGUAAUCAUG